Carica papaya (papaya) is the source of this 4112-nucleotide messenger RNA. Lineage: Eukaryota; Viridiplantae; Streptophyta; Magnoliopsida; Brassicales; Caricaceae. The record is from RefSeq and is a predicted model, not a curated record.
UUCAAAUGUUUGUGUGGCUCUGUUUGCGGGUUCCCCCUUCCAUCACAUAAUAAGAAAGAUUUCUUGCUUAGUCAUCCACCAUGGACGAAAACCAAUUGAUGGCUAUUGCUCGCUCCUCACUGUUCAUUCGAUUCCCGCACGAUAUUUUCAGAACUUCACCUCCUAUUAAACCACACAUACCCAUUAGCUUCCGUCUUCUUCUCCACUUCAAAAUUCUCUCUUUCCUCGUCUCUCUGCCAACACAUGAGGCUCUCUCCAGCAAUCUCCCCUCUCUUUUCUGGAUUAUAUCACGACUGGGGAAGAAAGCUGUGGGAUAGAUAGGUAAUUUCUGGAAAUUACUAGUCCUCUCUUUUCAAAUUCUCUGUUCAAGUUCGUUCAAUCAAUAGUUUCAUAAUCAGAGAGUUUAUCAGUUACUAAGAUAAGCUUGAAGUGCCACAUGGGAUUGGUACUAAUCUGCGUUCCCAGAAGAUUAGAACACGCGAAACAGGAUAAAAAAUGGAAGAAUCAACAUCAUCACCAACAACACAAUUGGGUCUAAUCGAGCAGUCUUUUAACUGCCGCUACUCGCGCUGGGUACGCGAAGCUCUCGACGAGUUGCCCGAAAGUUUCACCAUCACCGAUCCUUCUAUUUCCGGCCACCCGAUAGUGUUUGCGAGCCGGGGGUUCCUGAAAAUGACGGGUUACUCGAGAGAGGAAGUGAUUGGCAAGAACGGUCGGGUGUUUCAGGGACCCAGAACGAACCGAAGGUCCGUCAUGGAGAUUCGUCAGGCAAUUCGAGAAGAGAGGACAGUAGAGGUGAGUUUGUUGAACUACCGCAAAGACGGGACACCAUUUUGGAUGUUGUUUCUUAUGAGUCCGGUUUUCGGGAAGAAGGAUGGGAGGGUUAUUAAUUUUGUGGCGGUUCAGGUCCCGAUUUACGCAAAACAGAGGAGGAAUGGUGCGAGGUUUAGUGAUGGAGGUUCUGGUUUGCCGGAAGUUGUUUUGGGAUCUUGUAGAAGAGAAGUUUGCUCCGAUUCUUUGCUGGAUUUUGGCCUUGUUUUGUCAUUGGAUACCAAUCCUAGAGAAUCUGAGAAUGAUGAGAUAGAGCUGUCUGAGGCAAGUGAUCUGAAUAAGCAAAGAGCGCUAGGUGCCAUCAACAACAUCUUGUCUGUGCUAACCCACUACAGCGAAUCGACUGGCAGAGUGGUAUGUGGGAAGAGAUGCUGCUUGCCCGGUGCUGGCUUCCUCAGCUCGUCACUAAAUAUAUCUCUUGGUAGAAUCAAACAAAGCUUUGUAUUAACCGAUUCUCAGUUACCUGACAUGCCAAUAGUUUAUGCAAGUGAUGCCUUCUUAAAAUUGACCGGCUACGAUAGACAUGAAGUGUUGGGGCGCAAUUGUCGAUUUUUGAGUGGAGAGGACACUGAUUCCUUGACAUUAUAUCAGAUAAAGCAAAGCAUUCACGGUGAACGAGCAUGCACAGAAGGACAAGAGUAUAUUUUGGAAUUUUCUUCACAUAUCACCAGUUCGCAAUGCUUCUGGCAAGAACCAGAAAAGCCAAAUGCGGAUUUGUUCGUCCGUAUGCUCAAACUCUUAUCUUUGCUGACAGAUAGAGAACGGUAAUUACAAAUUUGUGUAUCAAGGAUACAUUCUUUUGCCAAUUUUCCUAAUAAAUCAGGAUGUAUUCCCUGGCUUAUCAAAAUUGACCUUAACUUGCAAAGCUACUGAUAUAGGUUCAUAAACCUAAAUGCAUGGGGAUGAACAAUAUACUCAGAAUAUGUUUUGAACCAUGGUCCCUGCUCUAGCUGAUAUAGGUUCAUAAACCUAAAUGCAUGGAGAUGAGUUGUUUACUCAUAGAAUAUUUGUUGAACCACGGUCACUGCUCUAUGAAUAAUUUGUGUAAUUUGUACUUAGAAUAACCUGUGAAUACUAACUCAAGGAAAAUUAACAAUUUAAUACUUUAACUAAAGGAAAAAGACUACAUGAGAGAAUAAAAUAUAAUAAAACAUUAUACUAGUACGCGAAUUGAGUGCAUAGGAUAAUAGUCCUUGUCACAUGAGAGCUCUGGUAUUGCAUUUGGGGUAUCUUUAGGAUUUGGUUUAUUCAUAUUGGUCCUAAUUUACUCGACAUAUAUACAAAGCUUCUUAAAUGGUUGGUUUGAGGAUCUUCUUGUUCCAUCAGUUAGUUUAAGGUCAAGUGCAGUUAUUAUGUCCAAUAGAAUUGGCUGUGGAAACUGGUCUUAUAAAUGUAUGCUGUCCCCACAGGCAGCAUAGGAAGCACUAGAGAGCUGAGGCGGUACUAUCUUGUGACUUGGGAUGUAGUGAAGACCUACUUUGGUGAGAGGUCUUGGCAUAAGAUUUUAAUCCGUUGUGAACAAACCUUUGUUAGUGAAGUUGCUUGGAAAUUUAUAUCAUGGAGUAGUUGUUUGUGGGGAUAGGUGAUUAUUGCAAAAUGCGGGUUAGACAAUAAGGGUUGGAAGUUUGCUAGGAUCAGCCAGAGUUAUGCUACUAGUCUUUGGAAGUUGAUUAGUAAGGAUUAAAGCUAUCCUUUUAGCUUCUUGUGUUGACUGGUAAUAAUGAAGCUUCAAGCUUUUGGGUGAAUCGGUGGUGGAGAUAGAGACUACACAAGGCUAGAUUUCCUACUAUCUUCGUUAUUACUAGGAACAAGGAUGUUAUAGUUAGUGAUAUUGUGGUUUGCAAUGGGAGCCUUACCUCCUGAGUGAGACGUCUAGCUCCUGCUGCAUCUCAAUAAUUGGUAGAUUGUUGGCAUGUCUCUCUCAGAAGCCUUGCUCAUGGCUUAGAUCUACGAAAAAGAAAGAGAGAACAUAAAAAGAGAGAUUGAUUUGCUUUUGAGGUAAUAAAUAUUUGAUGCCUUCAUUCGUAGAACUCUUGCCUGUUUAUAGGCCACAAAUGGCAGGAAAAAUGAGCGAAAGGGGAAGCGGGAACCUCCAGGCGCCUGGAGGUUGCAACGGCUGAACAGUCGGCAGUUAGGGGUCACUGUCAAACGGUUUUUCAGUUUUACUGUUCCAAAAACCUAACCCUAAUUGGUUACAGUGGGAAAAAUCCCCUUUGCCCCUGUGAGUACAUUUUCUUUUUGACCUUUUCUUCUGUAGUACAUUACCAGAGGCUUUGGUAGCUUGUUGACAAUACCUUCACCUUAAGCAUCAAUCUCGUUCUCAAGGUUGAGAUGUAGAAAUUACUGCUGUAUACAUUCAUAAUCUUCUUAAGUACAUUCUUUUGCUGAAGUGCAUUCCCACUGUUCGAGGACUUGUUCUACAGGCAGCAUUCCUUGUAGGAUAACCCACUGUCAUAGUAUUUGUUGGGGUUGAACACUGAGUAAGUCUUCUUCUUUCUUGUCUGGUAAGUGUUCGAUUACCAUGUCUCCUCUUUCCGUGUACUUCUUAAGUUGUUAUACGUGAAACACCGGGUGGAUUCAAGAUGAAGGAGGCAGCUGAAGCUUAUAAUCUGCUGCUCCAAUCUUCUGAAUUAUCUGAAAGAGCCCAUAGAAGCGAGGUUAUAGCAUGGAUCUUCUUGUUUGUCUUAUUGACCCUUGCUUGUAUGGUUGCAGUUUGAGUAGUACCCAAUCUUGUUUCUUAAAACUUCUUUCACAGUAGUUCCUAUCUGCAUGUUACUUAGUUCUGGUUUGGGCUUUCAAGAGUUGUUGUCAGAUCAUUCGGUUAACAUCUUCUAUUUUUGCUAGUAGUUCUUCAACAGAUAGUGAAGCUGGUGAAAAGUUAACUAUGUCGGAGAAAUGUGGAGGUGAGAACCCAUAGAGAGCUUAUAAGAGAGUCAUUUUGGGCCUGUGUGGUAGGAUGUGUUAUACCACCAUUCAGUAGUGGAUAACCAUUUUACCCAUGUUUUGGAUUGAUCAUGAGUCAUGCAUCGUAAGUAAAUUUUCAGAUAUUAAUUGAGCUGCUUCGUCUGACUAUCUGCUUGCAGAUGAUAAGCAGUGCUAGAAUGUAGAUUGGUUCCUACUGCUUUCAUCAAUUCCUUCGAAAAGAGACUAGUGAAUUAGGGGUUCCUAUCUGAUACUAUGACACAUGGUAUUCUAUGCAACUUUUGAAUAGUCUCCAUGUAAAGGUACGCUACUUUUCGAGUUGUAAAGGGAUGCCAUAAAGGAAUAAAAUGACCAUACUU